CGAUCAUAAUUUUUCUCCGUUACGAUCAUAAAAAGCGUCUCAUAGAAGCAAACUCACUGACACACUCCCUUAAUGCAAUUCAAUAUCGUGAACCUUUUCACUAAACGAGUCAGCCAAUUACGAUGACUCGGUCAUCAUCAAACGCACCAGGAGUGAGUUCAUCUCCAAGUAAACGAUUCAGCAUGUUUGAGUUUAACGACGACGACGCAAGCGUCGAAAAGGCGUCCAAGAAGCUCCUCCGUAGAUUUGCCAACCCUACUAAGAAAACUCAUCAGUCCUCGCACUCUUCUCCGGUCAGCAAAUACAACUUUCUCGAGUGCUUUGCAGGAUCAACUAAGGUUCAAGAAAUGGAUAGUAGGAAUGAACCAAUUGUUCUUGAUGAUGGACCGGAUGAUGUUGAUUCUGAAAAAUGGACUAAGGCGGAAUGCAAUGAAAUUAGAGAGGAAGUAGUAGAUGUUGAUGGUAAUGCUGCAGGUUGUCCUGACACUGUUUCUUCACCUAUGUGUGAGCCACUAAAAGAUAGUGCUGUCAAGGAGAUGUGUAAUUGGGAUGUUCCCGGGAUGUCUUGUUCUUCAAAUUAUGAGAAUGAUUCAAGGGGUAUGGUUUUAGAUGAUAAUGAUGAAAGUGGAUCGAGCUCUCCGUCAACAUCCAAUUUUACACUUGAAGAGAAUGAAGUUGCAUCAACAGAUCCAGAACCAGAGUGCUGCUCUGUUGGACAUAAAAUUGACAGCUCAAAUAAUACAGUUGCUGUUUACCCUGAUUUUAUCCAAUAUGGGGAUAUAUACUGCACCGAACCUUGCCUAACUUUCUCAACCAGCUGUAUCAGUGUUGAAAGUUCAACUGUAAAUGGGUCCAAGGGGAAAAUUAAUGCUGAAUGGGCCCUUGGUGAUAUUGUUAGUAUUGAGUCCGAAUGGUGGGGAAAGGUUGACACUGCUACAGUUAAACUUCAUCUCAAGUCAAAUGCAACUUCAGGCAUUGACGAGUUGAAGUUUUCAGUUUAUGAUCCUUACUGGUCUAAAGGAGAAAAUGCAAUUAAAUUAUUGGAUGUCAAAUAUAGAGAUAUCUGGAAUGCUAUUUUAGACACUGAUAAGGAAAAGGAUGGAAAGGCUUGUACAGGAUGCAACAAUGUGGCCAUCCCAAAGCCUUGUCUUCAUAUUCUUGAUGAAACCUUUGAAGAGGUUAUUUAUCCAGAAGGGGAUACGGAUCCUGUUACAAUUACUAAGAGGGAUGUUGAGCUUCUGCGACCAGAGACAUUUAUAAACGAUACCAUCAUUGACUUCUAUAUAAAAUAUUUAAGGAAUAAAAUUAAACCAGAGGACCAGCAUAGGUUUCACUUUUUCAACAGUUUUUUCUUUCGGAAGCUUGCUGAUCUAGACAAGGAUCCAUCUAGUGUCCACGAGGGCAGGGCUGCAUUUCAACGUGUUCGCAAAUGGACUAAAAAAUUAAAUCUGUUUGAGAAGGACUUCAUUUUCAUUCCUGUAAAUUAUAGCCUCCACUGGAGUUUAAUAGUAAUUUGCCAUCUGGGUGAAAUGGGUUAUUCCAGAGAUGAAGUAAGUGAAAGUGCACUCAAAGUACCAUGCAUCUUGCACAUGGAUUCUAUUAGAGGUAGCCACAGGGGCCUAAAGAAUCUAAUUCAGAGUUAUCUGUGUGAAGAGUGGAAAGCGAGACAUAGUGAGAUUUUGGAGGAUGUUUCUUCAAAGUUCUCGAGUUUACGGUUUGUUCCACUUGAGUUACCACAGCAGGAAAAUUGGUUCGACUGUGGUCUUUUCUUGCUCCAUUAUGUGGAACUAUUUCUCGAGGAUGGUCCUAUAAACAUCAGCCCUUUUAAGAUAACGGAAUCCUCAAAUUUUCUUAAUAGGAAUUGGUUUAUACCUCAUGAGGCUUCUCUGAAACGAAAACACAUCCAGAAGUUGAUUAGCGAAAUUCUUGAAGAUCGAGCUAAGAAAGUUCCUCGAGUGGAAUGUUCUGUUGAACAUCCUUGUUCUCAACUUUUCGAGAAAGUUGGAAUGGAAACUGGAAUGCAAUUUCUUGAGGAGACCUGCAGUUCAGUGAAAAUGUAUGGACGCAAUUCUUUUAGUUCAUAUACUGAACUGGGACUGGAGAUUUCACCUCCACUGGUAUCGUCUCAGAGACUGGUGCAGCAAGAAAUUGAAAAUUCGGGAUUGGAUUCCCCGGAGAUGUUCAAUCCAGGGUCUAGUAAGAAAUCUUUCUCCCGUGGAAAUUACUCACUCAUGGAUGCUCGUCGAUUAAGUUAUAUGUCGCCAAUAGAGGAGGCAGAGGAUAUAGUUGAAGAAAUCUUGGAUUCAUCUUCAGACUCUGAUUAUUAUCGUCAGAAUGCAGAGACAAAAACAGAAUAUACAACAAAAUGUUUUGGUAGAGAUUUCAGGUCUUCUCCACAGUCUGAGGAAAUGUACGAUGAUGACGUCUCCGAUGAUGACUCAUCCUGGGUAAGAUCUAGCUGCGAGUCUCAGAAAUCAUCGGAAAUAGGAUUAGAUGACGGAUUUCAUGAACUUGGUCAUCCAAAAGAAGAAAGCAGACAUGAUGAGCUUUCAGCUCCAUUUGACGACCUUGAAACUCUCAUUGUUGACGACUCUCAAGAAGCUGACCAUGUGCAAAACGGAAAUGACGAAGAGUUUAGCCCGAUGGAUGAGAUAGUCAGAAAAGAUACUGUUCCGAUGAUCAAUGAGAAUUUGAUGUCGGAAUCAGGUGAACCGGAUGCAGAAAGGGUUGAAGAGUGCACGGUAAGCCUGUAAGUAGCAAUUCUAUGCCAAAUAUAUAUAUUUUGAGAAGGCAUUUGUAGUUAGGAAAGAAAAAGAAAAAUAUAACUUGCAACUUACUGGGGAAAACAGAAUAGAAAUCAUGAUAGUUAGAGAAAAUGGAAAAAGUAAUACGUUGGUGCUUUUAAUUUUCGAUGUGAUGGGGAUAUACCCUAGAUAGGUCUUCUUUUUGCGAAAGUAACUGAAGAAACACUUUGUUAAUGAAAAAUGUUUUUCAGGUUC
Molecule: messenger RNA, 2999 nt
Organism: Mercurialis annua (annual mercury)
Lineage: Eukaryota; Viridiplantae; Streptophyta; Magnoliopsida; Malpighiales; Euphorbiaceae
Product: probable ubiquitin-like-specific protease 2A
Exons: 17
Coding region: 123-2753 (876 amino acids)
Biological process (GO): proteolysis
Molecular function (GO): cysteine-type peptidase activity
Source: RefSeq, a predicted model, not a curated record